GGUUUGUCGUGUGAAACUCAAGUCACACAUGGUUUCCCAGCGGCUCGACCCGUCAGACAGAUGUUUGAAAUCGAAAGAAGACAAACUUUACACUUUACACGUUUGUACUUUACAGCAAUGUGAUUUGGAUCAAAAUGAAGAUGUUUGAAACUGAAAGAAGACCAAUUCUCAGUUUGUACUUUACAGCCAUGUGAUUUGGAUCAAAAUGAGGGAUCACGGAUGAGAUAAUAAAAAUGGUUCAGGGUCCGUGUGAUGUCAUCGCCCUCUGCCUGAGCCUCAUCGGUCUGAUUGGUGUCGCCACUGUUACGGCUCUCCCGAUGUGGAGAGUCACUGCAUUCAUAGGAGAAAACAUCAUCGUGAUGGAGACCCGCUGGGAGGGUUUGUGGAUGAACUGCUACAGGCAAGCCAACAUCCGAAUGCAGUGUAAAGUGUACGACUCCCUGCUGUAUCUUCCUCCUGAUCUGCAGGCGGCCCGCGGAUUGACCUGCUGCUCUCUGGCGCUGUGUGGAUUCGGGAUAAUAGUGUCCCUCUUCGGCCUCCGUUGCAUGUCUUGUCUGAGUGAUCAACCACGCAACAAAAGCAUCAUUUUAAUGAUCACUGGCAUAAUUGAAAUCUUAGCAAGUUUUUGCAUCGUCAUCCCUGUCUCCUGGACGGCCCAUACUAUUAUCAGAGACUUUUACAAUCCGUUACUAUUGGAUGCCCAGCGGAGAGAACUGGGAGAGGCUCUGUAUAUCGGUUGGGUAACUAGCGCGUUUCUUUUGGCAUCUGGAGUCAUCUUUCUCUGUCGUCGUGUUGAUUCGAACGAGCAGCCAUUUUAUGCUCGUCCACCACGUAAUAAACAAGUUCUGAAUCAUUUCCAGGCCUUUAACUCUCUCCGUCGUCAGCCGUUGCUCCAGAAUAAUAGUUUUUCCACUCCUCAGCAUUCAUCAGCUGCAUUCAGCUUUGCUGUCACGCCCUCUAGUGGUCAAUAUUCACAGCACAACGUGCAGCCGGUGGUCAAUGGGUCUUUAGUAUACAGUCCAAACAUGAUUCCACCUCAGAGAGUGAAUUAUCAUGGGCAGAAUGUAAUGCAAAGUCAGAUUUUAGCCAGUAACGCACAGUACCCCGUCAGUGAUCCUCGGGAUUCCUUUAACACCGGGUCUGCUUUUCAUCCUGUGCAACAGAACCCACUCUAUGUCGGGUAUAAUUACUCCCGGGUACAGUCUGGUAGCUCCAACAGUAGCACAGGACUGCGGAUAUAAGAGUUUCUCUGUGUUUUAUCUUUUAUUUUAAAAUAAAGAGUGCUGAAAAUUCCA
This is a messenger RNA of Danio rerio (zebrafish), 1295 nucleotides long. RefSeq names its product claudin 8.3 (gene cldn8.3). Lineage: Eukaryota; Metazoa; Chordata; Actinopteri; Cypriniformes; Danionidae. Gene Ontology annotation, molecular function: structural molecule activity. The record is from RefSeq and is marked validated. Gene Ontology annotation, cellular component: membrane; bicellular tight junction; plasma membrane.